Molecule: messenger RNA, 1716 nt
Organism: Aspergillus pseudonomiae
Lineage: Eukaryota; Fungi; Ascomycota; Eurotiomycetes; Eurotiales; Aspergillaceae
Product: transcription factor domain-containing protein
Exons: 3
Coding region: 1-1716 (571 amino acids)
Biological process (GO): DNA-templated transcription; regulation of DNA-templated transcription
Molecular function (GO): DNA binding; DNA-binding transcription factor activity, RNA polymerase II-specific; zinc ion binding
Source: RefSeq, a predicted model, not a curated record
AUGGAAAUGAGUAAUCGGCUGAGGAAGGCAUGCGAUCUAUGCUACACUCGCAAGAUCAAGUGCGACGGACAGCAACCUCGCUGCUCGAACUGCAUCAACUAUGCGACGGAUUGCACGCAUACGGUACUGAGCCGGAAGUCAAAGCCCAGAGGACAACGUAGUAGCGGGACCAAGGAGACGAACGAAGUCCAGAGCCUGCAAGCAGAAGUACAGCGCCUAAAGACCGAACUUGCUCAGAAUCAAGAUCUACAUCAAGCGCGAAAUCUGACUCGAGGGCUCGAGGAGACGAUAAGAGCAACGCGCAUUGAAGAUCAACACUAUGAUGACAACGAGCAGACAGUCAGCUCAAUGAAACUACCUCCGCUACAACAAGCCAUGGCCAUGAUUGGAAUCUUUCUCAACACUUUCAACGCAGUCCUGCCGCUCUUUCAUACCGACACGCUCUUGUGUCUCGUUGGUGAAUGCUAUGCUUGUCAACCAGGACAACGCGACCCAGUAGUAUGGGCUGCCAUCAACGUCGUCUUUGCCUUGGCUAGCCAACAGGUUCCAGGAGGUGCUAGUAGUGCCUAUUCUCAGGACCAGACCGAUCGAACAACGCAGUAUCUCGACAAAGCACGAUCCGUGAUCUCGACUGUGAUGCUGGGUGAGACACGCCUCCUUAACAUACAGGUAUUGGUAGGCAUGGUGAUGGUGCUCCAAACCGCACACAACCUGACCCCAUCUUUGAUCCUAAUAUCCGCAACUAUGCGUCUCGUACAUAAGUUAGGCCUACACAACCAGGCAGGAUCAACACAUCUGGAUCCUGUGCAAAGGAGACAACAUGUUCGCGUCUUCUGGCUGGCAUACAUUAUCGACAAAGACUUAAGCCUUCGUACCCAACAACCUUCGGUUCAACUCGAUGACGACAUUGACGUGGAGUUACCGUCUUCCUUGCCGACGACGAAUGACGAUAAUGACAACACGGCUGGCAUAGUCAUCACGGCUGACGGAAAUACUAGGCUGAAUUAUUUUCUAGCUCGCAUCAAGCUGGCCAAUAUUGAAGGUCGUGUAUAUGACACUCUCUACUCAACACGAGCAGUGAAUCGAAGCCUGGAAGAACGACGCCAUGCAAAGGACAGCAUCGUUAGCGCACUCGAUGAAUGGCGAGCUUCCAUCCCACCCGAAUUUAGCGCCAAUAUGGUCACCUCGAGCACUAGAAAUAAACCGGUACAUAGCGGGUUUUUCUGCGUACUACACGCAACCAGUCUCCAGUGCAUGGCGCUUGUUAGCAGGGCUCACGCUUGGGAUGGACAAUGGGUGAGUGGUCUUCGCAGCCAUAGCAGAGGCGUUCAGAUACUGCAGCUACCACCAGCUUGGGAGACAAUAGUACAUCAGGCGCGAAACUACAUGCUCUUAUUUCGAGAGAUUUCGUCGAGAGACGCCUGGUUUCGCUGGAUGACUUCAUGUCCUUACACGACCGCUAUGGUUCUAUUGACGGCCAACACUUUGUACAAUUCGUGGCAUGAUAAGAUUCAACUAGAUAUCGAGCUGAUCGAUUCAGCCCUUCUUUGGCUCAAUGAUGCUAUGAAGGAAAAUCAAUCGAAGGAGGCCCAAGCGCUUCGGGAAACUUGUGUUGAGGCCGUCCAAACGGUGAAGCAGAAGCUUGCCGAAGGCAUCACGACGUCCUCUAGCAAUCGUUGGUUACUGAAUUAUCCAGAUAAUUUAGAGCCUUUCUAA